UUCUCAUGUCCUCCUCCCCCAUUGAUUCCCUCCCUUUGGACACUCUCGUCCAAGUCUUGUGCAAACUAAGCCAUGAUGAACUGAAGCCACUGCUCACAGUCUCAAGGACUUUCCACAAUGCUGCUCUCGCUGCUCAGCAUUCGCAUUUCGACUACUCAACUCCUCAACGGAGCAAAACAUCGGCCUUCGACAGGUCGAAGGAUCGAGAACCGACCCCCGACGCGCCGUUGCUGAAGAUGGGAUCGAGAAAGCCGAGGGUGUCGAAGUUGUCGGAGGAAGAUACGCGGCGUGUCGCCGCCGUACUCUUUCGAGCAGGAGACUGCAAGAGAAGGCUCGCUUUUAGACCAGCAUGGAGGGCUUGCAGCCUGCCUACUAAGCGCGAGGGCUCGGCUGUUCGCGUCUCUAAUGCACAUGCGUGACUUUGCGAACUCACAGCGAAAGUGAUCGUUUACGAUUUUUACUAUCAUUACAUGUACCCACCAGUUAUUGUAGUACUUUUUUGUAGUACACUAGUAUUGCUACCAUGCAUGUAGUUUA
Messenger RNA from Ananas comosus (pineapple), 537 nucleotides. Its product is annotated as F-box protein At1g61340-like. The coding region runs from base 6 to 419 and encodes 137 amino acids. The record is from RefSeq and is a predicted model, not a curated record. Lineage: Eukaryota; Viridiplantae; Streptophyta; Magnoliopsida; Poales; Bromeliaceae. The transcript is spliced from 4 exons. Gene Ontology annotation, molecular function: protein binding.